Periophthalmus magnuspinnatus is the source of this 2541-nucleotide messenger RNA. Its product is annotated as phosphatidylinositol 4-phosphate 5-kinase-like protein 1. Gene Ontology annotation, biological process: phosphatidylinositol metabolic process. The transcript has 9 exons. Gene Ontology annotation, molecular function: phosphatidylinositol kinase activity. The record is from RefSeq and is a predicted model, not a curated record. Lineage: Eukaryota; Metazoa; Chordata; Actinopteri; Gobiiformes; Gobiidae. Bases 25 to 1332 code for a protein of 435 amino acids.
UCAGGUCUGCUCUCUCAGACCAAGAUGGCCGACAGCACAGUGUCCAGGGCGGCCAGGAGGCGGCGCCGCUGGUGGCACCUCCGCCAGCAGUGGAGCAUGCUGGGAGUUUUCGAGAUCUCAGCGGAUCACGAGUUUUUCCGGCUCACGACGUUCAUCAAAGAAGGAACGCGAGUGUCCAUCCAGAAAGGUGUGGUCAGCGACAGGCCGAGCGGACUGACCGAGGAAGACUACAGGAAGAAGGAGCAGCAGACACACAAGGGCUUCUCCAUGGAGACCUUCGCGGCUCCGGUAUUCCGGUUCCUGCGGUGUUCCGUGGGCAUUUCCGAGGAGCAGUAUCUGGACUCUCUCUGCUCUGACCAGUGCUACGUCCAGUUCAUCAGCAACUCCAAGAGCAAAGCCGACUUCUUUGUCACACAUGAUAAAAGGUUUUUCCUGAAGACUCAGAGUCGACGUGAGGUUCAGUUUCUCCUCAACAAACUCAAGGCCUAUGUCCAGCACCUGGAGAAGAACCCACACAGCAUCAUGGUCCGCUUCAUGGGAGUUUACAAGAUUAUCAUCCCAAAUGAAAUGAAGAAAUAUUUCAUCGUGAUGCAAAGCGUGUUCUUCCCCGAUGAAAGGAUUGACAUCAGGUACGACCUGAAGGGCUGUGAGGUCGGCAGGUGGACCGACCCUGACACCAAAGGAAAACACAUCAUCAAAGUCCUGAAAGACAACAACUUCCAAGAACACAUCACCCUGGGUCCAGAGAAGUCCUGGUUUGUGGAGCAGGUCAGGGCAGAUGUUGAGUUCCUUCGUGGUCUGAACGUUCUGGACUACAGUCUGCUCCUCGCUCAUCAACCUCUGCACCAAGACGAGCUUCAGGGGAGACACUCGCUCGCAAAUCUGGUCCUCCGCACCACCAAGUCUCUGGACAUGGACAGUCCCUCUGAAGCGAAUGAACCCACAGCGCCGCUCCUCUCUCAGAACAGAACCUCUCCUGAGACUGAUUCUGGUCCAAAUCCUGGUCCAGAUCCUGGUGUGGACUUGGGUGGUGCCAGUUCUGACCCGGAUGCCCUCCCACUAGCCCCUCUGUCCCUCCCCUCUGGACUGCGGGACUUUGGGGAGCACCAUCGCCGCCUGCUGCCUAACUGCGAGAAUGCAGUCCACGUCAUCGAUGGCGAGGACAAACGCUACUUCGUGGGGAUCAUCGACAUCUUUACGGUUUAUGGCUGUAAAAAACGUCUGGAGAGUCUCUGGAAGACGCUCCGAUUCCCGGGAAGAUCCUUCUCCACCGUCAGCCCCGGGAAGUACUCUGCACGAUUCUGCCAAUGGAUCCAGGGCAGGACCAAGUGAACAGGACUGAACCAGGACCAAAUCAGGACUAAAGCAGGACUACACCAGGACUGAACCAGGACCAAAUCAGGACUGAACGAGGACUGAACGAGGACUGAACCAGGACUAAACCAGGACUAAACCAGGACUGAACCAGGACUGAACCAGGACUAAACCAGGACUGAACCAGGACUAAACCAGGACUGAACCAGGACCGAACCAGGAAUAAACCGGGACUAAACCGGGACUGAACCGGGACUGAACCGGGACUGAAGCGGGACUAAAGCAGGACUACACCAGGACUGAACCAGGACUAAACCAGAACUAAACCACGACUGAACCAGGACCGAACCGGGACUAAACCAGGAUUGAACCGGGACUAAACCGGGACUAAACCAGGACUAAACCAGGACUGAACCAGGACUAAACCAGGACUGAACCAGGACUACACCAGGACUGAACCGGGACUGAACCGGGACUAAACCGGGACUAAACCAGGACUGAACCAGGACUGAACCAGGACUGAACCAGGACUAAACCAGGACUGAACCAGGACUGAACCAGGACUGAACCAGGACUAAAACAGGACUAAACCAGGACUGAACCAGGACCGAACCAGGAAUAAACCGGGACUAAACCGGGACUGAACCGGGACUGAAGCGGGACUAAAGCAGGACUACACCAGGACUGAACCAGGACUAAACCAGAACUAAACCAGGACUGAACCAGGACCGAACCGGGACUAAACCAGGAUUGAACCGGGACUAAACCGGGACUAAACCAGGACUAAACCAGGACUGAACCAGGACUAAACCAGGACUGAACCAGGACUACACCAGGACUGAACCAGGACUACACCAGGACUGAACCGGGACUGAACCGGGACUAAACCGGGACUAAACCAGGACUGAACCAGGACUGAACCAGGACUAAACCAGGACUGAACCAGGACUAAACCAGGACUGAACCAGGACUGAACCAGGACUGAACCAGGACUGAACCAGGACUAAACCAGGACUAAACCAGGACUAAACCAGGACUGAACGUAGUCCUACACCAGGACUAAAACAGGAAUAAAACAGGACUAAACCAGGUCUAAACCAAGUCUAAACCAAGUCUAAACCAGGACUAAAACAGGACUAAAACAGGACUAAACCAGGACUAAACCAGGCCUAGACCAGGAUUAAACCAGGACUGAAUCAGGACUGAACCAGGCUUGAACCAGGACUA